Messenger RNA from Oreochromis aureus, 4273 nucleotides. It is a transcript of the gene tbc1d10c, whose product is annotated as TBC1 domain family, member 10C. The transcript has 10 exons. The record is from RefSeq and is a predicted model, not a curated record. Lineage: Eukaryota; Metazoa; Chordata; Actinopteri; Cichliformes; Cichlidae. Bases 103 to 4158 code for a protein of 1351 amino acids.
GAGAGAGAGAGAGGAAGUUUGUCUUCCUCUUCCAUCACUGGAGGAUCACUUCACCUCUUCAGCAGCCAACUAAUCAAACAGGGCGGAAAUGUAAAAGCUAAGAUGUUGAAUUCUUCGAGUCCAGCCCAGAAGAACCUCAGUGAAGAGGACAGCUCUGGAUCUGAACCGGAGACAGACCGCUUUGGCUUCAUCUUAACCAAUGGGUCCACAGCUGGGAGUUUGGGCCCGCCACCUGAACUGGUCAGGCAGAGGGAGGCCAAGUGGAUAAAGAUCAUUGACCAAUGGGAUCGCAUCUUGUCGAAGAAGAGCAGUAAGGUCAAAGUGCAGUGUCAGAAAGGAAUCCCUGCCUCGCUCAGAGCCAAGUGCUGGCCUCUGCUGUGCGGAGCUGCCAACAGGAUGAAACAGCAUGAAAACCUCUACGAGACUCUGGAUGAGCAGCCAGCUCUGCAGAGUUGGGUGGAUGUGAUCGAGAGAGAUCUGGACCGGCAGUUCCCUUUCCACGAGAUGUUCCAGUCCAAAGACGGACACGGGCAGCGUGGUUUGUUCCGGGUGUUGAAAGCUUACACCCAGUAUCAGCCAGAUGAGGGUUACUGUCAGGCUCAGGGGCCGGUGGCUGCAGUGCUGCUGAUGAACAUGCCUGCUCAGGAGGCCUUCUGGUGUCUGGUUCAGAUCAGUGAGCAAUACCUGCCUGGAUAUUACAGCCCUCUGCUGGAGGGAGUACUGUUCGAUGCGGCCAUGCUGACCUGGGUUUUGAAAAAGACGUGUCCAGCUGCACACAAACAUCUGCAGAACCACGGAGUGGAGCCCCUCAUGUUUGCCACCGACUGGCUGAUGUGUCUGUUCACACGUCACCUUCCAUUCAACACACUUCUCCGAGUCUGGGACCUCUUCUUCUGCUAUGGCGUCCGGGUGCUGCUACAGGUUGCAGCGGUGCUGGUGCGCCGGGUGUUGGGUCGAGCUGAACAGAGGAAGCAAUGUCAGGGCCAAAUGGAGACUUUGGAGAAGUUGAGGGGUGUUAAGGAGCAGGUCCACGAUGAAGAUGACGAAUUCAUAGCAGAGGUGUGCUCUGUGCCACUGUCGGGCAAAGAUUUGGAAAAGCAGACGGAGAAGGAGCUGGAAAAGUGGAGGAAAGAAAAACCAUCGUCCACGUUUGACCCCAGAGGUCGCUGCCAUGGAUACCGGAAGGCGUGGGCUAGAGCUCGGCAGCAUGAAAUUGAGAAGGAGAGGAAAGAGAGAGAGAAAGGGAACCUCUCUGUCCCACUAACUCGCUCAGCCUCCUCUCUCUCACUGUCUCCUUCCCUCCUUCACAAGAAGUGGAGGAAAGCAGGAAAAGGGAACACAGUUGACUCUGAAGGCAGUAACAAAGUAGUGAGGCAUCUUUCAAUGGGAGGAAGGGAGGACUGGAAAAGCUGGAAUGAGUUUGACUUUAAGAAGGUACAAGGAGUCAAAGAGGAGGAGGAUGUAGUUUCAGAGGGACAAAAAGAGGGACAAACUGAACAGAAGGAAAUUUCACAGACGCCUGACAAGAUGCAAGAAACCAAAAAUAUCCAAACAGAAGAAACAGCAGCAGGAAAAGAAAAGACUGAAAACACGGAAAAAGGAGUUGCUGAAAUUGAGGAAAGCAGUGUCAAAGAGACAGAAACAGGUGAUGUUAGAGAGACGGAGAAAAGUGUUGUCAGGGAGACGGAGAUGAGUGUUGUCACAGAGCCAAGUGAUGUCAGAGAGACAGACUCAAGUGAUGUAAGGGAGACAGAGACAAAUGAUGUCAGCAAAACAGAAGCAAGUGUUGUAAGGGAGACAGAGACAAGUGUUGUCAGGGAGACGGAGACAAGUGAUGUCAGGGAGACGGAGACAAGUGAUGUCAGGGAGACGGAGACAAGUGAUGUCAGGGAGACAGAGCCAAGUGAUGUAAGAGAGACAGAGACAAGUGAUGUCAGGGAGACAGAGCCAAGUGAUGUCAGCAAAACAGAAACAAGUGUUGUCAGAGAGACGGAGACAAGUGAUGUAAGAGAGACAGAGCCAAAUGAUGAGAGCAAAACAGAAACAAGUGAUGUCAGGGAGACGGAGACAAUUGAUGUCAGGGAGGCAGGGGAAUGCAAACUCAGUGAUAUGGAUGAAACCAAGCUGACUGAGAUAAAUGAAAGCAAAAUGCUUUCAGAAGCAAAACAAGAAGAAAAGGUAGCCCCAGAUCAGACUGUUGAAAAUAUUCUUCAUCCCACUGAUUAUACACCUCACUGUGAACAAGAAGAAAAGCUGGACGCAGAGAGCGAAUCACAAGUGCUGGAAGAACAAAGUCAUAAUAGCGAAGACCAGGAAGUAGAGCUCAAAGACACAAAUGAAGAGGCAGAGAAACACGUGGUUGCUGUGGAGGAAAACCACAGUGAGACACCGAGAAUAGCCGAAGCAGAUACAAACACAGAGGACGAGAUGCAAAUGGGUGUAAACGCAGGUGAGGAGCAGAGGAUACAAGCUGACGUGAAAUCAGAAGAGAGUGCUGACACUGAAAGUGUGCAACAGGUGGAGAUGGACACAGAAGUUACGGAGUCUAAAAGUGAGACAAGUGUGGACACAGACAGAGGUGUUGAAGCUUUAACUGUUGAUGAUCAGAACAGUGCAGCACAGGCAGAAACGCGACAGGAAAAGGAAGAGCUGAGCAAGGAGACAGAAAAAGGUGCACUUGAAGUAAAAUACCACAGUACUGAGUCAUUAGUAGAAACAGAAAAGGAAGCAGAGUCCCACACCCAAAGAGACACAGAAAAUGAGGUUCUGACACAUAAUCAGGAAAAUUCAGCCACACAGUGCGAUAUAAAGGUAGAAAUUACAGAAGUAGAUUCAGAACAACGAGAAGAUUCAAAGACAGAAAUAGAGCUAGAAGAAGAAAUAUUAAUGCUGUCUUCACCUGAAUGCACUCAACAAAAAGAAAGCACUGGUGCAGUAGAUGAUACAGAGACUAAAGCUGAGAUAACAGUAGAAAAAGACACAGUGGAGGCGUCAAAUAAGGCAACUGAAGAAAUCGUUUUGAAUGUACACUCGGAGGCACAGGUUGAAAGUGAUUCAUGGAUCUGUGCUCAAAAAAUCACAGAGGAAACACCAACAGAAACUCAGACUUAUGAGAAGCCUGCAGACUCUGCAACACCCAUGGAAACGGAAGAGUCUUCAGCACCAGCUGAUCAGCUCAACCACACCACUGAGCCUGAUGAGGAAAGCUCAGUACAAAUUAGUUCCUCCGAGACACAAGCACCUGAACAGACAACAAGCCAGGUUACUGUGGGUCCUGAAGACUCAAAUCAAAAGGUUCAACAAGUGGAGCCCACGCAGGAGGAAGAAAUUACUGAAAAGGUUAAACAAACACCAGCAGGAGAGGACGAUGUCUUCAUUUCUUCUGAGCCAACAAAUGUUCCCCAAGUCCAAUGUUCUCAAUCUGCAAAAGAGCCCCCGGUACAAACCCCUGAGCGUCGCAGCAGUCGAUCAUCUGCUGAUUUCUGCGUUCGCAAGUCAUCCACCUCACGUAGCUCCAGGCUAGCCCGCAGGCUUUCCGAGGAUCUCUUCACCACCCCACAGAAAACUUCAGAAAAUCAACCAGAAGCCAAACUCACAGAGUCACAGUGCAAUCCUAAAGCUGUGACCUCAAAACAAGCUGCUCCUGAUCUGGUGCCGCCUGCAGCAGCAGCAGCAGCAGCGACAGCAGCAACAGCAACAACAGAGGAAGCCCCCACACAGCAGCAGCCACAGCCCGAUACCCCUAAACGUUUUGGUCUCUUCCGCAGACUGAGAGGUGAGCAGCACAAAGACAACAAGGCUAAGAAGGCACCCAAAAUGCAAGUGCCGAAAAUCUUGAUUCAAGACUUCAGUGAUAUGCCAGAGACUGGGAAUGCGGCUGAGGAAGAGGCGGGGGACAAACUGAACUCCAAGGAGAGGAGGCGGCGGCGGAGGGAACAAGCAAGAAAGGAGAAGGAAGAGGAGAGGAUGAAAAAGAAGAAAGAGAAAGAGUUGGAGAAGGGGAAGGGGAAGGAAAAGGAGAGGAGGAAGCCACAGACGAGAGGGAAAAGUUUUCAGGUGCAAAAAGAGAAAAGUAGCGAUGACGCUGCUCAUCCUGCAAAGACUGACUCACAGACAAUUCAAAGACAUUCUGCAGGUUAUGCCGAGGCUUAUUUUUGACAUUACUCAGAUUCUGCAUCACUGCCUUUCUCUCUUUGAGGAAUUCCCUCAUCCUAAAUAUUUCUCAUACUUGAACUUUUCGAUAUGUAAAUAAAUAAUAAAUGACGUUUACAUA